AUGAGUCUUCCUAGAAUGGUUGGACCUCUGACCAAACUCCCGAAUCAUUUGGCCAUCACUCCAGGUGUUGAUGUUAACGGCGUUUGGGUUGCUGCUGCCAACCAUCUUGUCACAGGGGACCUCAAAACCUUCUCCACAAUCGCAAAUGUGUCGUCAGUCCGUCUGCCAGGAUACUGGAUACACAAGAACGGGACCUCCAUUAAGGUUGCCUCUCCUCCUUUGCCUGGAGAGAAGGUUAUAUACCAACUCCAUGGAGGAGCAUACGUUCGCCUUUCAGCGCACCCAACAGAUCCUACCGCAAAUAUUUCCAAAGGCUAUGUUAAACAUAUCGACUCUGUGAAUCGUGUCUUUUCCAUCGAAUACCGCCUGGCAUCCUCUAAACCCUAUACCGUUGCGUUUCCCUUCCCAACGCAACUCUUGGAUGCUCUUGCUGGAUACAACUAUCUUGUAAACGUUGUCGGAUUCUCCCCUGAGAACAUCAUUCUCUCUGGUGACUCAGCUGGUGGCAACCUCGCAUACGCUCUCACCCGAUACCUCACAGAAUAUCAAAAUUCCACCGAUGUAAAACUUCCUGCUGCACCCAGUGCCCUUAUUCUCCUCUCUCCCUGGUUGGAUCUCGGAACAACUACCCAAUCAAUCCCAAAUGGAUCGGCAACAAGAUUUGUCUCCUCGGAUUACAUUGCACCUGAAAGUGGGGCAGACUAUGCCAAAAUCUCAUUCUGCGGACCACAUGGACUUGGGGCGGCGGAAAUUAACCCCUACAUAUCUCCAGCAUCUCUGCACCCUAAUCUAGUCGUCGACUUCAAGAAAUUCCCGCGAACAUUCAUCGUUGCUGGAGGCGCAGAAGUCCUUUAUGACUCCAUAAAUAUUUUCAAGGACCGUAUGAUCAAGGACCUCGGCGAAGGAAACGGUGUUGAGCCAGGAGAAGGGAAAGUUCGGUACUUCGAGGCCCCUGACGGCGUUCACGACUACCUUGUAUUCUCAUGGCAUGAACCUGAACGCACCGAUACCCUAAACGAGAUCAAUAGAUGGGUUGCGGCAUCGCAAUGA
Psilocybe cubensis is the source of this 1050-nucleotide messenger RNA. RefSeq lists its product as uncharacterized. The transcript is spliced from 2 exons. Gene Ontology annotation, molecular function: hydrolase activity. Bases 1 to 1050 code for a protein of 349 amino acids. The record is from RefSeq and is a predicted model, not a curated record. NCBI's taxonomy places the organism in Eukaryota, Fungi, Basidiomycota, Agaricomycetes, Agaricales, Agrocybaceae.